Striga asiatica is the source of this 2536-nucleotide messenger RNA. The record is from the annotation of a GenBank genome assembly. Lineage: Eukaryota; Viridiplantae; Streptophyta; Magnoliopsida; Lamiales; Orobanchaceae.
UUGAUAAUCUUGUUUUAUUGAUUUUAACUCUCUUAGUACCUUUCUUCUUCUUCUNUUAUUUUUUUUUUUCUAUUCAUUUCUUUUAAACCUUGUUAAUACAACACAAGGACACAAAAAUUUUGUGGGACUCAAUCCUUAAAAUAAGUAGUUGGAGUGUUCUUGUUACUCUAUGUAGAUGAGUGAUGAAAAUGUGCGAUUGACUUCAUUCGAGCACACAAUGUGUUUGUUUAAUUGCCUGAAUGAAGCUUCAUAGGUAGUUUCCGGUUUAACCGACCACUUGGGUUUUUUUCAGUUCCUAUUUAAACAUUGGUGGCCAACGAAUUUUUGGUCUUACCUGAACCUGCUUGCUAUAAUCAUUUAGUUCAUUAUAGUUUAAGGUUUGUCAGCAUUUUGGCUUUCUGAAUGGUAACGAAACGACCUCUUGGAGAGGGGGCUGAAGAAGGCUCUCGGCUGCCGUUUAAACGACGUCACAACGGUUCGAGUUUACUCAGAGGAGUCAAUCAUGGUCGGAUUUUGCCAGAAUCUGCAUCCUGCUUGGAACCCAUGAUUAGAAGAAUAGUUCGAGAGGCAAUAAACCAUUCGAUCGGCCCUUAUUUGAGAAUCUCGGAGAAUCAAGUCACUCUACCGAGAAAACUCGAGCUGCGAUUCUGUAACAAUUUACCGCAAACCCUCUUCACAAACAGCCGAGUUCAGUCCAAGGACAAGACUCAAAUCAAAGUUGCCCUUUGUGACUCAACCACCAAAGAAGUAAUAUCGUGUGGUCCCCACUCGUCUCUCAAGGCAACUUUAGUUGUCCUCGAUGGAGAUUUCGGAGCCGUUGAUCGUGAAGAUUGGACGGCUGAGGAAUUUGACCGCAAAUUGGUGAAGAACAGAGAAGGUCGAAGGCCGCUGCUGACUGGCGAGCUGGCGGUGUCGUUGCAUAAUGGGGUCGGAUAUAUUGGUGACGUGAGCUUCACCGAUAAUUCGAGCUGGAUUCGGAGCGGGAAAUUUUGUCUCGGGGUUAAAGCGCUCGCCAGCUCAGCAGAAAAAUUUUCUGGGAUCAAAGAAGCCUUUAGUACCGCGUUUAAAGUCAAGGAUCAUCGAGGGGAGUCUUACAAGAAGCAUCACCCACCGUGCUUGGAUGACGAGGUUUGGCGUUUGGAGAAGAUAGCCAAAGAUGGCCCGUCUCAUAAGAGUUUAACACAAUUCGGAAUACACUGUGUUAGGGAUUUCUUGAAGAUCUAUUUCAUGGACCGAGUAGGGUUGCGCACGAUACUACAUAAAGUUACUAAUAAGGCAUGGGAAACGAUUGUCGAGCAUGCUCAAACGUGUACUUUGGACGAUAAGAAGUACAUUUACACGACUGCACAAGGGACCGGGCUGUUAUUUACUUCUACAAACAAGGUAAUUGGGGUCACUUUCGACGGUCGAAAUUACCUUUCUUUGGACAACCUCAACACAUAUCAGAUGGAGAUGUUGGAACAUAUGAAACAACAGGCCUAUGAAAACUCAUCUCAAUGGGUGGAAUUUCACGAGCCAACAUCAAUUCUUGGGUGCCCGAUGCUUUUCGAAAGCCCUGCAACCGACACUUGUGUAUAUCGUAACAUUGGUCUCAAUGGUGCCAAUUUCCAUGAGCAAGAGAUUAAUUCUUAUCAUCCAACAAUGUCACCAAUAUACAACGCCGAGCCCGAACAAGAUAACUGUUCAUUCGAGUUUGGUGAGAGUUCAAAUUCAAGUCAGGGCUUAAACCCUACAUUUAAGAAUAUUUCCGAGACAGAUUAUUCCCCUGUCGAUUUCUUCACCGGGGAGGAAAGCAUGUGGGCUUCUGGAGGGAAUUACACGGGCCCACAGCUCUCGACUGAUGAUCUGCCUUUGGACAACGGUUUUCAAGUGGAGUCGCCAGGCUGGCAAGGUAACGGCUCGUUUUUUCAUCCCGGAAUUCACGAGGUUGGGAUAAUCUCGUCGAGCUCUGAAAGGUGGUGCAAAAUACUUGCGGUGGUUAAGUGGCGGAUAUUAGUUAAGCGCAAUGUAGCUGCAAGAAAAUGGAAAAGCUCUUUCGGUUAUGUGCCAAUGUGAAGAAAGUGUAUGAAGCGAAAAGCAGAUUAUUUCGGUUUGCCAAAGAAGGUAUAAAGAAAUAAAGCACUCAAAAAAAGUCGGGUUGUGAAGAUCUUUACUUGCCGGGUUGAAAUUAGUUUCACAAUAAUUCUACGCAACGUUUGAGUUUUUCGUUAGUCUUUAGUUAUCCAACAAAUGGACAAAGACUGAGACCCAAUGCUGCAUAGAUUUUUUUUUUUGUUUUUAUCAUCUAAGUUUUUUUCAGCACUCAGUGAAGAUGUUUGGCUGCUUUUGAAGAUGAUGAGCAGCUUUGUAGUUAAGCUUUCCUGGUGCUUUUUUGUUAUUCUGUUCAUCCAUUUGUUUGUUGCUUUUAAGUUUGGCAGUUGUACAAAGAAAAGCUUCAGUUCAUCUAUGAUGUUUCACAUUUACUUUGUGAAAAGUUUGGACAAUAUCUCUGAACCACAAAAAUGUUGUGCUAUGUUGUUCAGUACUUUCAAUUUUA